AUGACCAUUUAUUCCGUGUUUGUAGAGAACGGAAAAUCGGUCUCAUCACCCACACCUACAACAAACAAUAACCGUUCCGUUCUACUGGAGCGUUUGGCGUAUGCCGCAAUGGAAGUCGCUUCCAUGUGGGCCACACAGUACGGUAUACGAUUGCAAGCCGCGGUUCCUCUACUUAGCGGUCUGCAGCGCUUGGUAUUUUAUAAAGCAAAACGUGACUUAUGGACUGAGGACAACGAAUCGGGUCCGGGUGAUAGUUCCACACUCCUAAGUCCACUGAAUUUAUCACAAAGCUAUCGUGAACGUUGGUCUGUUCUAUGUACACGGUGGAUUGUCGCCACUCUGGAAAGUGCUUUGAAUCCUACUGAAGGGAAGUACUUGGACCAAAUGCUUGUGCUUGGUCUAGCAUUGGCGGCCCCUAUAGACGAUGCAACAAACGUAGUACGCUCAGUGGUAGCGUCUAGUUCGGAGGCUCCAAAGAAGGUCAUGGCCAUUGCAAGCGUCAUGUAUGUGUUCGCUCUCGUUGACCCGGACCGUGGAUCGGAAUUCCUCAAUCUCAGCAACUCAAUGGCCAAACUAUGGGGCUGGAAGAUUUCUCUGAAACCGUAUGGUCUAAACUUAUCCCACUUGGUAGCUCGUGGUGGUGAUAAAGCUUCCUUCGCAGUGGUCCUCAAUAAAUUGUGUCGCAUAGUGCCUUCUCCUAAAAACUGUGGUGCAACACCUACAGGAAUUCUCCUUCCGAGCGACGCAAAUUACUCAGAUGACCUUUGUCCACUGAAAAUGAAUAGUAGUUCCAGUAACGUGCGCCUCUUGCCACCGAUUCGUACGAUUGUGAACUUCGCUUCUGAUUUUCAACUCCCGCUGAGACCAGCUCUGUUGAGUCAUUUGACCGCACUCUUUGUGUCAUUAUCGGAAAGUUCAUUGCCUCCGGUGACCGAGCAGACAGUUCCUUCAUUCGACUUCACGGAUCCAAUCACCUUUGGUGAUCCUACUUCACAUGUAUUUUGUUCCAAACCAAUGGAAUCCGAUCUGAAUAAUCCGGACUUUUGUGCUUAUAAUCAAAUUCUGCUAAGUCGAGCUAACUUCCUUUUGAAACGCAUAACAGCCCUUGAUGGGCACAAACCGUCCACGGAAGUACUCGCGUUAUUACAAGGUUUCUUCAACAAAACGUCUCCGUAUGAUUACGGCCGCCUACAAUUUAUAUUAGCAUGGAUUUCAUUUUGUUCGCCGGAAUCCUCGGAACCUCAGCGGAUAGAACUACUUAAACUGUUGCAGACCUACAAACGCGUAAGUCUACCGACCGAUCGCGAACGUCAGUUGGCCUCGUCGAAAUCUGAGGAAGAUGUGAGUUCAUCAUGCUCUUAA
This is a messenger RNA of Echinostoma caproni, 1362 nucleotides long. The record is from the annotation of a GenBank genome assembly. NCBI's taxonomy places the organism in Eukaryota, Metazoa, Platyhelminthes, Trematoda, Plagiorchiida, Echinostomatidae.